AUGCCCGCGAUUGGCCUCUACUGCACUGCAGCUGCCAUACGGGCCUCCCGUUUAUGCAGGCUUGAUGGUUCUUUCCUGCGUGAAGGGAGGGGGCUGCUGUCUGGCUGUCGUGCGACGGAGAGGAGAGAGGCCUGUGCGUUUAAUCAGAGAUGUGCAGAAGCACGCGCAGGGAGCGAUGCCAGCAGCGCUUGGGGCUCGGCGAACGCUGGAACACUUUUCCAGUGCAGGCAUGUUCGGAGAGCUUUCUCUACGGCACCCAAAUUGGACGAUAACACUGUUACAGCCAUGCAUGGCGGAGACUUUGAGCGCUUGCGCGUUGCUCGCCUAUUGCGGCGCUACCAGAUGCUUCGGCCUGAAGACCGAAUGCGGCUUGAGCACGAACAUCGGAGGGAGGGCGGAAGCUUCAUGGGAAAGUGGCAAGAACUUCGUGCUCAAGGCAUAGACAAUCAGCUUCAGUCUUGGGAAGCAGAAAAGCGUGAACGGGAAGAGCAGCAGGAACGGACGCUACGUCUGCGAGAUAUUUACAAACCUGCUCAUUUGCGUCGGCGCAAGCGGAAAGUUAAACGGGUUCAGCAGUCUGAGGAGCAGGCGCCGCCAGUGGUGGCUGCAAAUUUUACGGAGGAAGCACAGACUCUGAGUCUAGUGGAAGAUGCCUAUAAAGCCGAAGUAUACGAAGAGAUCUGCGCCAGGCUUAGCCGAGAGUGGGAAACCCGGGACCAUCUCAGUGACAGUUUUGUUGACAUAUUGGAGGAAGCCCUCCGGCAUGACUUAAUGGACCAAAGUCGCCCCACUCUUGUGAAUGAGUUCACUGACUUUGAUAACCCGUACAUGUUAAAGCGCCAGGCUCUCAAGAGGCUGCUGGAGGAACGCGGGACACGCAACGCACUGGACGAAUCGAUGAUUGAUAAGUACCUGGACAAGAGGCCAGACCUCCUGAAGUUGCGGCUUGCUGUGAGUCGCCUGAUAGAAGCGAAGCUACCGCCGGAAGUUGUUGAGCCUUUAGUUGCUUUCCACGGCAUCACGUGCUACAACUUCGACAAGCGCACGCGUUUGGGUCAGAAGGUGAAUGCAGUGCUUAAGGCUGUCAACUCUGUUGACUGCGAGUUGGACCAAGUGCUGCAAAGCUUAGAGGAGAAUAGGCGCUCUGACAUGAUACACGAGUUCCAUCCGUUUCGGAACCAUUUCGGAUUCGUUUCUGCCGUUCCUACUGGUACUGCUGGCUCCAUUUUGAUGGGGCGUGAGGAAAGUGGAACGGACAAGGAGCUUAGGAUGAUUCGAUAUCCAACGUUGCAGCGCGUGGCCCACACUUUGCCGAAGGAUGCAAAGUAUCGUGCCAUCGUUGCCCAUGCAAUUCGAGUUCUUGAGCGAUCUCGGGGUUGGGACUUCAAAGACAAGCUCAAGGCAGUGAGCACAUUGAUUGAAGUCUACAACCACCUUCCACCUAGCGCCACUUACGAACGCAAGUUGGAUGAAGCUUUUCCGGUCCUCAGAAAACCCGGAAUGACGAGGCAGACAAAGUCUAGGAAUUCGGUCUUUUGCAGGGGGUUGAGAUAUAUAAGGUCUCUAUCAACACAGAAACCGCUCUCCAUGCGGCUUGCAAAGAAGAAGUGA
Messenger RNA from Eimeria tenella, 1611 nucleotides. RefSeq lists its product as uncharacterized. Bases 1 to 1611 code for a protein of 536 amino acids. The record is from RefSeq and is a predicted model, not a curated record. Lineage: Eukaryota; Apicomplexa; Conoidasida; Eucoccidiorida; Eimeriidae. The transcript has 14 exons.